Molecule: messenger RNA, 5397 nt
Organism: Larimichthys crocea (large yellow croaker)
Lineage: Eukaryota; Metazoa; Chordata; Actinopteri; Sciaenidae
Exons: 26
Coding region: 16-4845 (1609 amino acids)
Biological process (GO): negative regulation of transcription by RNA polymerase II
Cellular component (GO): nucleus
Molecular function (GO): DNA (cytosine-5-)-methyltransferase activity, acting on CpG substrates; protein binding; DNA binding
Source: RefSeq, a predicted model, not a curated record
UUGUAGUGUUCGUGAAUGCGAACGUUAGCUCGCGUGUUAGCUUCAUGUAGCCGCCUUGUAACGUCCGUUACCGGUCCGUCCCUUCAGGAGAUGGCGGGGAACAUGACGGUCGAUGAAGCUGCGGACGCGAUGUGGCCGCAACGCUUUGAGAUGCUGGCAUGGCUCAAUGAAACUCUACAGACACGCUUCACCAAGAUAGAGCAGGUGUGCACAGGUGCAGCUUAUUGCCAGUUGAUGGACUGUUUGUUUCCCGGGUCCUUGGACCUCUCCAGGGUCCGCUUCCAAAGCAGUAACAUGGUGGACUCUAUCCACAACUACAGCUUACUGCAAGCUGCGUUCAGAGAAGUUGAAGUGAAACGACACGUCCCCGUCGAGGCGCUGAUUGUGAAGAACAAAGUCGUGGCUCUGACCUUCCUGCUGUGGUUUAAGACGCUCUUUGACAAGAACAACAACGGCAGGAAGUACCACGCCUUGGAGGCCAGAGGUGGACAGAGCAUGGUACCUGACUCAGAUGCUCACUCCGCCCAAAGCUCUCAUCAGAAACUGGAAAUUAUUCUGAAGAUGAAAGAACCAAGAAAAGAAAAACCACGGGAGACUUCGAACAGGCACGCAGAAGUGAUAGUAUUAACAUCCGAUGAUGAAGAUGACGUGGUGGAUGUGACGAUGGAGCAGAAAACUGACAAAAUGGAGACAAUGGAGAUAAAAAGGAUGGAGCAAGCAGCAGUGGAGGAGAGAAAACAGUGGAGUAGUUUCAACGAUAACUGGUUGCCCUUCAUCAGAAGAUACUGCAGUGACACAAGCGCAGACCCUCCUCACAGCUUAGCCCACCCCAGAGACAUCGUGCAGGCCUGCUAUCAGGUGCCGUACUGCCUUUACCUGUAUGCGGGGGUGGAGCUAGGCGGAGGGCAGAGCACGAAUGUUGUGUUGAUUGGCUACUUUGACCAGAGCUCGGGGGUCAGUGUGGUGAAGCUGCUGCACACUCUGCAGAUGAGCGUCAACUCUGACACCACCCCAGACAAAGACAGUGUGGAUACUGACGCACGCCUCCUGGUCGAGACGUUAAAGAAGUUUAACAUCCCUCUAUCCAACCUCGCUGUGUUCUACUGCAGAGUUCCACACCCGGCGGUGACCCAGGUCUUCGUGUCCCACCUCCAGGUCUACAACUCUAAGUUAAUAUCGCUCUGCGGCCUCCCUGGGAUGGCAGGAAGAGCCUGCCAGGCUGGACUCUUGCCUUCCUUUCGUUGCGUAGUUGACCUCGUGAGAAACAUCCACUGUCACUACUCCACCUGCCCCUCCGUCAAUGACAGCCUGAAAGAAGUAUUCGCUGAUACAGAGUCUUACAACCCGACCCAUCCUCUCUCUAAACAGUGUUUAUUUAUCAUCAACAUCGUGCAGAAGAUGGCGAACCGCUGGAGGGAUUUAGUGGAGUAUUUUAAGUCACUGAGGCAAACCGAGGACAUCGAUCGGAUCAGAACCCAUCUGAUGGAUCAUAAAACCAAGCUGUACUUCCUGUUCCUCUCGCACGCCUUGGAGCCCCUCCGAGCUCUCCAAGAGCAGCAGCAGUAUGGCACGGUGGACGUGGCCGUGGAGCUCGAGCUGACCUCCAUGCUGGUCUCCUCCUACACGGCCAGUCUUCUCCAGCCCUCUGUCGCCAAGAAAUUUCUGAAGAAGCGACUCCUGUGCCUCCUCUCCGAUGAGAAGCUGCUCCCCAUGUCGGAGGUGAACAUAGGUUCUCGUGCCAGAGACUUCCUGUGGGCCACCGCCACUGUGGAUCUGGGGGAAGAGGAGAGAAGGGACUUCCUGCAGAGCGCUGCAGCUUUCUAUAGCUCAGCACUACGGAGUUUAGUGGACAGCGUUCCUGAACAUCUGGGAGACGUGGCACUGAGGAACAUCAGCAAAGUCCUGAAACAUCCAGAAAAUAUCAAAGGAUAUUGGCUGUCCAGACAUGUGCUGAUAGAGAUGGGGACUCAGCUGGGUGCGAUCAACACCAUGUCUUUAGAAACACGUCAAGAACUGCCAGACGCCUACUUCAGUGUCCUUAAGACCGUGAAGGAGGAGCAGAUGAGAGGAGGAGGUGGUCACUGCUGGGCAAAGAUGUUGACCGGCAUUAAGCCGUACUUUCUGCGUAGAUUCCUCCUGACCCUCCUGGCCCUGCCAGGCUCUCUAAACAUGAAUCAGGUGUUUGCUAAGGUGUUCAACAGUACCAGGACUCCUUCUGACGGUAUGGAAACCCCCAAAGCUUCACGUCAACCACGCAGGCAUGCAGGACGACCUCGAGCCUGCAGGAGGACACCUGUCCAGGCAGAUUACGGUGGCUCGAAGAAAGAGGAGGAGGCGGAUGAAAAGAUGGAGGAUAGUGACAGCAUUUCUUCCAAACACGACGGCUUGUCGGAGGAUUCCGAAAGCACGGACAAUUCCUCAGAUGUGUUGGAUGUCCCAGAAGAGUCCCAGAAAAUGUGUCCGACCAGCAGACUGCUGAUCACUAAAGAACGUAAUAAAACCACAAAGGCCAAAUUUGCAUUCGUGAGCAGUGAUGAAGACGACACCAUGGAUUCAACAAGCAGCUCAGCAGAGUCGCAGGGUGUGAUGGGUGUGAUGGGGGAGCUGGUCUGGGGUAAGGUGGAGGGCUUCUCUCUCUGGCCGGCUGUCAUCGUGCCGUCAGGAAGACGAUCAGCUCUAGGGCAGAGGAUGGUGCAGUGGUUCAGGACGAAAUUCUCUAAGGUCAGCCUGAAGACUCUGAAACCAUUCGCUGCCUUCGCUCAGCACUUCUCUCCGAACUCCUUCGCCAUCCUUGUCACCUACAGAGAGGCCAUCUUCCUGUCCCUGCAGGAGGCAGCUCUACGCUGUCAGAAACAGUUCUCUGCGUGUCUCGAGGACAGAGACGAUCUGCUGAAACAGCUGUUGGAUUGGGCGCUCGGAGGAUUUCAACCCACGGGGCCGGAAGGACUCAAACCAACGGCAGCCCUGAAUGGUGUUUCGAGACCAAAGGUGAAGAAGAAACUCUUUAUGAACGACAACUCCUCUCAGCACUCCCUCAGCCCCUCCACCCAGAUGAACAUCAGCGCCUACAAGCUGAAAGAUGUGGCUGUCUGCUUGAACAGGCUGCCGUGCAAUUUAACAGAGAAGUUCUUGUACAAAGGUGGAGGUGAAGACGAAUCUGAUAAAGAAGCGACAAAGGAGAGAGGAUCCAGAAGAGGAGGAAGGACAGCAGAGGCAGCAAGACGGGAGGAGACAGAGAAAGAUGUCUGGCGGGGAGGAUGGGAGAAGGGGAAAAUGGGAUGGGGAAGAGGGAAGGGUAAAGGAGGGAAGAAAAAGAACAGCAGUGUGAUGGAUGAAUCUGAUAGCGACAUGUCUCCGGACUUUGUGCCGCCCAAGGAGAGGACCUUCAACAGAUCUUACAGCAAGGUUGGCCAGGUGACCAGCGUCUACAAACAGCCGGACCAGAAACUCCGAGAGGAGACCAUCUGUAGGAUCAUGAAGAAGAAACUGGACAUCGAAGGCUUCUGUUUGUGCUGCGGGACCGAAGACGUCGAGAUAUUCCACCCUCUCUUUAAAGGCAGCCUCUGCCUGGAGUGUAAAGAUAAUCUAACAGAAACUCUGUAUCGCUAUGAUGAAGAUGGGUAUCAGUCGUACUGUACCAUCUGCUGUUACGGACUGGAGAUCAUACUGUGUGGCUACGAUAGCUGCUGCAGAUCGUACUGCGCUGACUGUCUGAACAUCCUCGUCGGCCCGGGGACGUUUGAUUCGUUGAAGCUGAUAGACCCGUGGAUCUGCUACAUGUGUCAGCCUCAUCGGCCUCACGGCGCUCUAAUUCCCAGAGAGGACUGGAGCAUCCGUGUGCAGGAGUUAUUCGCCAACAACAGCGCCAUGGAGUUUGAGCCGCACCGUGUUUACCCGUCCAUCCCUGCCAACCUGCGCAGACCGCUCCGAGUCCUCUCACUGUUCGAUGGCAUAGCAACCGGUCACCUGGUUCUGAAGGAUCUGGGUAUCAAAGUAGAGAAAUAUGUGGCCUCAGAGGUCUGCGAGGAUUCGAUCGCCGUGGCGCGGGUCAACCACGACGGGAAGAUCAUCCACGUCGGUGACGUCCGGUUCAUCACGCCGACACACCUUGAGCAGUGGGGUCCGUUUGAUUUGCUGAUCGGUGGCAGCCCCUGUAACGACCUCUCCAUUGUGAACCCAAUCAGAAAAGGCCUCUAUGAGGGCACUGGCAGGCUGUUCUUUGAGUUCCACCGCAUCCUCCAGCUGCUGAAGCCCAAAGACGAAGACCCGCGGCCGUUCUUCUGGCUCUUUGAGAACGUCGUCUUCAUGAACUUACACGACAAAUACAACAUCUGCCGCUUCCUGGAGUGUAACCCGGUGCUGGUGGACGCGGUCAAACUCAGCCCGGCUCACCGAGCGCGUUACUUCUGGGGAAACAUCCCGGGCAUGAGCAGGCCCAUCGCAGCGUCCCAGAGCGACAAGCUGAGUCUGCAGGACUGUUUAGAGAUCGGCAGAGAAGCCAGGGUAACGAAGGUGAGGACGAUCACCACCAACGCAAACUCUCUGAAGCAGGGCAAAGUGUUUCAGCUGCCCGUCCUCCAGGAAGGCAAAGAGGAAAACCUCUGGAUCACAGAGAUAGAAAAAAUCUUUGGUUUCCCCAAACAUUACACUGACGUGAGGAACAUGAACCGGCAGCAGAGGCAGAAGGUGCUGGGGAAGGCCUGGAGCGUGCCGGUCAUCCGUCACCUCUUCGCUCCCCUGAAGGACUACUUUGCCUGCGAGGUGGUUCCUGUUCCCGUGACCACGUCCACCACCUCCACCCCCCCUUCCUCCCCUGCUUCUCCAGAGCUGCAGCAGCUGAGAUAGAGGAGGUCCCUGUGGAGUUGUGUAUGUAUAGGGCAUAAAUUCUCUUUGCAGUCUCCUCUGACAAUCAGGCCUUUGUGGAUCACUGCCAGACUGAAGUCACUUCUGCCAAAAUGGUGGCUUAUUCUCCUUCGAGUUGCUGGUUUUUCCUCCUGAAGUUCUCCAACUGCCAACUCAUUCCAGCAACCAGCAAAUCAUUCCAGCAACCAGCAACUCAUUCCAGCUUGGAAGGCUAAAGAGUAGAAUAAUAUGUGACAGUGUUCAUCUGAUUAAUUCUGCAGGAGGAGAGCAGCUGAAUCUGAGUGAACGUUGCUGUUUGCUGAUGAUGGUAUCUCAAGUUCAGCUGAUUUCCUUCAGGCCUUCACACAAAGUGUUUGUAUCACCAGUAUUUAACUUAAAUGUUCAUAUUUGCAGGUCAUAUGUGAGAUUUUUUUACCUUUUUUUAAACACAUUGAAGAAAAUCUAUAUUCAGUCUGUCAUACAGUUUAGUUUGAAACGCCUCGCUGUGUUCCUCGUGUUUGAGAGAAGAAAACACUGAAAACGUACUGUAGUUUA